CACAUUGAAGGAAGAAAACCAUGGAGUAAGUUGGCCACACUUACUUCUCUCCACAUUGAAGGAAGAAAACCAUGGAUUACGGCGACAUGGUGCCCGCUACUAUUAUGGGGAAAAUUGUAGGAGGCGUGUGUUCACUGAGCGGAGUUCUAGUUAUUGCACUUCCGGUUCCGGUUAUAGUUUCGAACUUUUCUCGUAUCUAUCAUCAAAAUCAGCGUGCGGAUAAACGUAAAGCACAGAAGAAAUCCAGGAUGGCACGUAUCCGCAUUGCCAAGGCUACCAGCGGGGCAGCUUUCGUCAGCAAGAAAAAGGCCACCGAAGCCAGACUCGCAGCCCAAACAAAAGAUGAUGAUGACGAUGAUGAUAUAUUUGAACUUCAACAUCACCAUCUUCUUCACUGCUUAGAGAAAACUACUGAUCGAGAGUUUGUGGAGGUAGAUGUAUCACAUGCUGUUCAGCCCAACCAAGAUUCCUCCACACCGCCCCUGUCGCCUUCUCUUACCCUCGCUUCCAGACGAAGCAGUCUCCUCCGGUCAUGUUGUGGGAGACGACACAGCCGCAAGAGAUAUCAG
This is a messenger RNA of Limulus polyphemus (Atlantic horseshoe crab), 569 nucleotides long. RefSeq names its product potassium voltage-gated channel protein Shal-like. The annotation marks the transcript as partial. Gene Ontology annotation, biological process: potassium ion transmembrane transport. The transcript is spliced from 4 exons. Gene Ontology annotation, cellular component: membrane; voltage-gated potassium channel complex. NCBI's taxonomy places the organism in Eukaryota, Metazoa, Arthropoda, Merostomata, Xiphosura, Limulidae. The record is from RefSeq and is a predicted model, not a curated record. Gene Ontology annotation, molecular function: A-type (transient outward) potassium channel activity.